GAGGUGCAAUGCCCAGACUUGGGUCUUGCCCUCAUGGCUCAAGAGAGAGAACAAAGACAGAGAUGUCUUCUCUGUCCUCAGACAGUCGAAGAAGAUGACGAAGGAAGGAGGGGCAGGUCAGCUUCCCUGAGCAGCAUAUCAGUUUACAACAGAAGGAAGUUAGGUAGAGAAGAGCACAGGUAAAGGUGGGCAAGCCUAGCCAGCUGGAGGACCCUCACUCCAUCUUCCUUCCGGAAUAUAAACAAAAGAACCUGAAGAGGAGUUGCUGUUGCCCCUCUUCCAACAAAAGGCAGGUAAUAUCUAAAUUUGCUUGCUCUGCUGGAUGGCUUCCUGUCAGGAAUGGCUGCCUGUCAGAGAUACUGUACCUGUGGAUUUCCUGCACCAGUAAAGGAUUAGACUAGAUAGCCUCUCAUGUACUUUCCUACUCUGAGACAAAGUGAUCCUGUCUAUUUAAAAGGCAGAGCUGUGAGAUUCAAGAAAGAACCUUUUCCUGUGCCCAAAGGAGAUAUUUUGUUUCAGGCUAAAGUGCCCAGAAAACCAUUUAUUUUAGAAACAGUCUGCUUUGCUUAGAUGUGCAUGCCAUGGACUGGUUUUCCCUCUUAUUGGUCCUUUGUUUGAGAGACAUUUUCUAACAUCCAUCUUGAUGAUGGAAUAAAAAAAGUGCUAUUUUUCGGGGACCAAAUAUCUUGAUGGACCUUCCUGUUCAGAAAUCUUCAUGGACCAGGUGUGCUGGCAAUGGGGAAAGGCUGUAGGGCAGCCUGCCUGGUACAGAUUGUCCUCUUCCCUUUCUUUGCAGCUGAUGAAAGACAGCAACCAGGGGUCUCCACCAGCAAUGUGCGAUGCCUGAACAAUUAUGGGCCUCAGGGCCGCAGGAUGGAUUGCAUGUGGAACCACAAUCAGACCAUGGGAGAGGGACUUUUCUACCUCAAUUUCACUGACCUCCUCACCCUCUACAGUAACCUCAUCUGCAACCUGUCUGCCUCCCGAGAGGCCCAGGACAAUUUCUGCUGCUCUGUGAGUAGUGAAGAGGGCGAGUUCACAGAGAACGAUGAAUAUGGAGUCUCCUUGCAUGCCUCCUCCCCGGGGAACAGCCAGGUCUACCCUGUCUUUGCAGUGUAUGAGCCCAGGUUGCACAUUGCAUGUGAUCCACCCUUUGACCUGCAGAGCAAAAUGAGCUCCAGCAAAUGUCGGAUGCAAUGGAAGAAGCCAGAGGCCUACGAAGACAUUUUCCUUGAUGACUUUCAAUGGGAGAUUGCAUUCAAGGCUGCAAAAGCUCCCUGGGAGCAAGCACAGACCAGGAUCUUAGUCAGCAAAGAAACAUGGGUGGACAUUGAGGGCUACGAGUUCAAGUCUGGUGUAGAUUACAUUGCAAGAAUUCGCUGCAAAACCCCCGAUGUGAACUGGCACUAUAGAAGCCACUGGAGUCACUGGAGUGCCACCACCAAGUGGACAGCUCCCCCAGGCAGCUGGCAGCAGUUUGAUUCCCACCUGCUGAGGUCUGUGCUCAGCCCGCUCCUCUGCCUGGGUGCUCUCCUAGCCCUGCUCCUGGUCCUUAUGAUCUUCUGGAGGUCCAAGGGCAAUGGCUAUGCAAACGUCCCUACCCCUGCAACAUAUUUCCAGCCCCUUUAUCGGUUCCACAACGGGAAUUUCAAGGUAACUGCCCUGAUCUGGGGAGGGGCGACUGAGCAACCGAUCAGGCCUCAGCAGGGGACAAAUAAUGCUCAGGCCGCUGCACGGGGAACCGGGCUUCCGCACGCUCAAAAGUCGCCCAGGCCAGGGAAAGGGCUUUCAGCCGCCGUGGCUUCCCGGGCAGGGGCCUUUGGUAGCCAUCGAGGAGUUCUCCUUCCAAAGCAUGCGGCCCCUCUGGCUACUCCAGCCCUUCCGGACAUGCACUGCACACAUCCCGGCCUGGCCCAGUUCUCCUGCUGCUCCUGGAGAGGCGAGUCCUCAGGCUGGCUCCUUCGGCUCUCUUCCAGCGCUGGGCUGGCCUGCCGGAGAAGGACGCCGGGCGGAAGAGCGGCCGGGAGGCGCCCGCGGAGGUCGGCGAGGCCAUUUCCCAGCUCUCCUGCUUGGCGCCCCCCAGAGCAGAGGCGGCGGCGCCCCCCUGCUCCUGCUGCUCCCCGCCGGACGGCCAGUACGUCGCCAGCCAAGAGGUGCUGCUGGCUGUGGGGGCGCCGUCGCGAACCCAGCCUGGGCCGCCUGCCCGCUGUGGCGGGGGGCGUCGCGACGGAGGAGCCCCCGGUGCCCUCGCCGCUGCGGGGCCCCCCUCUUCCUCGGCCGCCGGCGUGUCCGGAGCAGGACCCCCCGCGAGCAUCGCACCCGGAAGGAGGGCCAGGGCCGACUUACACAGUGGGCACAGUGCCUAGGGCCCACGAUACUUUUAGGGGCCCACGAAAAUGUUUUUUCUUUUAAAAUCAGCACGGAAAAAAUGAACUUUUAAGGUUGAAGAAAAUAUUUUAUUGUUUUUCUCACAUCAGAAAAAAAUGAAACCUUAGGGCCCACGAAACUCUAUUAAAUUUUGCCUAAAACAGAAAAAAAUGAAAUGUUGAAGUAUUUAAAGUUACAUCAAAAAUAAUUUUUAAUAUUAAUGUUAUGAUGGUGGGAGGGGCUCACGAAGGCAUAAGUACCUUGUGCCCCGGUAACUUUUAGGGCCCACAAAAAUGUUUUAUAAGAAAAAAUUAAAAUGUAGUAGUAAUAAUUUAUUUUCACGCCUUUUGGCCUUGAGAGUACGACUGCAUACAUAGAAUACGAAUACAUAAAAUACAAACCAAAAUAAAUAUACAUACAAUUCAAAUCAAAAUGUCAGUCACAUAUUAAUUACCACCGAGAUAAUAUAACAAUUCUCACUGGAGCUUAUAAACUAUAUUAACUUAUUAACUUAUAAGAGAAAAUAAAUAUAAUUUGCAUUCAGUCAACACCAUUUCGACGUAAGAACACAAAUUUAUUCUCUAAAUUUUAACUUUAUGGCAUUUUUUAUUGGCAAAUUCCUGGAUUAUUUCAUCAACAGGCAUGUUUUUUAAUAACUCACUUUCAAUAGAGAGUGGAGAGAGGUGAGUUAAUUUUGUUUGUGACAUAGUGGAAUGUAGGUAGUUUCUGAUGCGAUUUAAUUUGGAAAAUGACCGUUCUUCUACAUUUGUGCCAAAAACUGAUAAAUAAAUUCUUAAUGCGAUAUAUACAUUGGGAAAACUUGUAACUAGAUUUUUUUUCAAUUUGUGCAGCAAGCAAUUCAGUCAUGGUUUUCUUUUCAGGAAACCAUCUCGAAAAUGAUAAAAAUUCGUUAACAAACUCUUCUUCGAGAUAUGUAGGGUAUAUUUCAACCAGUGCUUUUCCUUUGGAAACAAUUCAUCUUCAAGCAUAGAUCUGUCAAAAUUAAACCUGUUAUGUAGUGAUUCAUAGGCAGCUCGUCUUUUUCUCAAUUCUGUUAUUAACCUGUCUAUAAUAAUAUAAAAAACUUGAGUUUUGAAUUUGUCUGAAGCGUUUGAAUUUAAAUUUAUGCUUUCAUCGGUUUCACUGUUAACUCUAACUUCGACAAAAAAUAAUUUUCUUUUUCGCUGACGUUCUAUGACUUUAUACUCAGAUUCUGGUGUACUUUUCCCCCCUAAAUCCUCAAAUUUGUGAAACUUGUCUCGUGUUCUAUGCAAAUAAAACAAAAGGCUGUCGUAAAGAUUUAUUAUUGUACAUAAUUCGAUGCCGGGCUGCUGUAAAGUUGUAUUAAUAUGAAUAUUUUGGAGAAUGUCCUUCCAAAUGACACACAUCAGAGCUGUUUCAAAAUUCUUAAGUUUUUUGACAAGAGCCUUUGCUUCAUGAACAGUAGCAGGUGGUUGUCGCUCGCAUUCAAUUAUACUCAAUAAAGCUUGAUGAAUUCCAAUAUAAUUUUCAUAAAAAGCUUUAGUAGCAUCGUUCCUGGCUGACCACCUAGUUUCAGAUAAACUGUGCA
Messenger RNA from Rhineura floridana, 3937 nucleotides. RefSeq names its product interleukin-9 receptor-like. Gene Ontology annotation, molecular function: cytokine receptor activity; protein binding. Lineage: Eukaryota; Metazoa; Chordata; Lepidosauria; Squamata; Rhineuridae. Gene Ontology annotation, biological process: immunoglobulin mediated immune response; cytokine-mediated signaling pathway. Gene Ontology annotation, cellular component: external side of plasma membrane; membrane. The coding region runs from base 736 to 2412 and encodes 558 amino acids. The record is from RefSeq and is a predicted model, not a curated record. The transcript has 8 exons.